This is a messenger RNA of Athalia rosae (coleseed sawfly), 1628 nucleotides long. RefSeq names its product Osiris 6 (gene Osi6). The transcript has 3 exons. Lineage: Eukaryota; Metazoa; Arthropoda; Insecta; Hymenoptera; Athaliidae. Bases 191 to 1012 code for a protein of 273 amino acids. The record is from RefSeq and is a predicted model, not a curated record.
CACACGAAAAUUCGCUUCCUACCGCGCAAGGUCCGCUGGUAAAAAAAAAAAGCCAAAACGCGUACAGGCAUUCGGUAUAAAAAAUCAGAAGUGAAUUUGGUCAAAAAAAAAAACCGAUAAAACGACAGGACAAGUUCUCGUCUAAUUAAAAAAAAAAAACAAAAAGAAAACAAAAGAAGAAUUAACGAAAAUGAAAUUACUACUCGCCGUUUUACUAGUGGCCGCGGUCGCUGCCGCCCAGACGAUCGACGAAUGUCUUCAGCAGGACAGCAUAUCGUGCGUUCAGAAGAGCCUCUACCGUCGUGCCAAGGAUUUCUUCGGUCAGGAUAAACUCGAGAUUGUGCGCGGUGUUAACUUGAUCAAAUCGAAGGAUUCGCGUUCGGCGAAAACCGGCGACGACGUCGUUUACGACCAGGAAAUCGAGACGAAAACCACCGUAGCCGAGCGACAAACUACGCUCGAAAAUUUCGUGACAGACAAGAUCAGCGGUUUCGUCAGCGGACGCAGUCUGCAGAUCAAUUUCUCGCCGAUGAUCGAGGAAUUCAGCAACUCCGCCCGCGCUCUGUCGAGCUCCGUGCCCGACGAGAUUCGUCAAGCCGUCGACGAGGUCGUUGAAGGUCGUGGAAAGAAGAAGAUCCUGAAGUCUAUCCUCCCCCUCUUGUUGGCCGCGAAAGUGAAAAUCGGCGCCCUCGCCGUCCUCGCCUACUUCGGACUCGCUCUGAUCGCCAAAAAGGCUAUUCUUGCCUCCCUCAUCUCGAUAGCGAUUUCCGCAUUCGUCGGUCUCAAGUCCCUAUUCUCCGGUCACGGACACGGACACGGACACGAGCACGAGCACGGUCACGGUUCACCGACUGCCUACAACGCCGGCGGUUGGUCCUCGGGCGGUAACACCGGUGGAUGGUCGUCGGGCGGCAGCGGAGGCGGAUGGUCCUCCGGUGGUUCUUCCGGUUGGGACGAUCGCAACUCGAACUACGCCGCCCAGAACCAGGCCUACUCCGGAUACCAGCAUUAAUUCAUCGAUUUCGAGCGUGGCGAGGUGAACGACCUUGAACUCUUCGGAGAUUUUCGGUCCGUCACCCUGUCUCCAGAGAAUCCAUAGCCGAUCGCGAGCUGCACCGAAGAUCUCGACGGGGGUCCGACCGACGGUGGCUUCUCCUUUUCUUUCGGACGAGGUGACCAAUUUCAUCUUGCGGAAGAAUUAGAAGGGGGGAAAAAAAAAAAAACAAAAACAAUGCCACCGUAACAUUCGAAUCACCCGGAGAUGUAAUAUUAUUUAUUUUAAUAAUUUAUAUAAUUUAUGUAUAUACUAUAUAUGUAUAAUAACUGAACUGGACAAACAAUCUAUAUACAUACGUAUACAUUUCUGUGUAUAUAUAUAUAUAUAUAUAAUUUUUUUUUAAUUCUUUAUAUAAAAAAAAAAAGAAAAAGAAAAAUCAAACGAUGAUCGCUAGUCGCCGUAUUGUUUUCGAAACGGUUUCGUUUCGAUUGUACUCUUCCAUUUUCAAAGUCACAUUUGCACAACACGUUACCAACAACAACAACAACAACAACCAGCUCGUCCACCGUGGUAACAUCACACGAAAUAUUAUACAUGCGAAACCAAAUAAAGUGUUCUUUUUGUUUCUAAA